AUGUAUCUUUAAUUGGACUCUUCGAAAAUUUAAAAGUAAUUUAUACUUUGACUUUUUGAAUAGUCUGGUGGCUCGAAUGUAGUCUUACGUAAAUUACUUUGAGGAACUCUGCUAUUGAGAAUUGCCCUCACAGAUAGAAAACGUUAUCGACAUUACAAAUAUUGGAAGGAGGACAGGGUUUUUCACAGUAGAGAUUUUCUUGGAUUGACAAAGACAAAGGAUAUUUAACGUAUAUUCUGAUCAAGAGGAAAAAAAAUCGUUGCCGAUAAAGAAUAAUUCCGGAAGUUACCACACCUCUUCCUCGAUAAUUUUUAAAAGACCAAUAACUAUGGAAUUGGACGCUUUGGAGGAAAAUAUAUUAGAAUAUAACGCCACAAACCACGUCACAGCAGGCCAUCACAAUGGCUCGGCAGACGAUCAGGAAUACCACCAUCUAAUUUCCGCAGCAGAGAUUCUCAGCAAGGCUUUCCCGCCAACUUUACUGAUCUUGGGCACCAUUGGGAAUAUAUGCUCUCUGCUGGUAAUGACCCGUCCGGCAAUGCGGUCCACUGCCAUGGGCAUUUAUCUGUCCGCAUUGGCCUUGUCGGACCUCUUGGUCAUUUGGGUGGGACUGAUAAGACAUAUUCUUAAAGCAUAUAAUAAUGUGGAUAUUCGGAACAGCAGUCCGUUUAUGUGCACGACACAGCGUUUUCUGUUAUAUUUUGGAAUGGAUGUGUCGGCGUGGAUCCUUGUCGCGGUUUGUGUUGAGAGAUUCAUAGGGGUGUGUUUGCCCACGAAAUGCAGGCGGUGCGCCACCGUCAACAGGUCAGUGUUGACCGUCUGCGCCAUUGCUGUCACGAUGGCCGCCAAAACAAUGCACGUGUUCUGGACACGUGGCCCUCAGUACGCAACUGUCGGCAACGAGACGAUCCUAGUCAAAAACUGCGGAUUCCCGAGCGCAGACGACGAAUACUUUUGGCGCCAAAUUUUACCGUGGAUGAUAUUCAUUAUAUAUGCAGGAGGACCGUUUCUUAUCAUGAUAAUUUUAAAUAUUUGCAUCAUAAGGGGACUUGUUAAGAUGAACAAGCGCCGCAAUGCAAUGUCAGGCGAAAGUCAACGAACACCAAUCGGGAAAGAGCGAGAGAAAGCGCGAGAUGACUACACCAAGUCCAUGACUAUGAUGUUAGUUUGUGUAUGUUUCUGCUACCUCCUACUUGCUACGCCUGGGUUCAUAAACAGCGUGGUGGAACUGCGCUGGAAACCAAACAUUGCAACUACCAGCCAUUUGGAGCUUAACAUUUUCAAUCUGGUUAAGGUCAUCCUAUUGAUGAUGAACUACACGAAUCACUCCAUUAAUUUCUUCCUGUAUUGUCUCACGGGACGAGGGUUCCGACAGGAGUUCGUCAGCAUGGUGUGGGGCAGGGCAAAAAAUAGUCAAAUUAUAAAAAGGCUUUCUACAAGGAGAGGCCGUACCAUAAAAGUGCCUUUGGAUGAUGAACUUUGAAUAUAUAAAGGAGAUACCCCAUUGUAAUGUAUGAACAGUACAUUCAUUUACGAGCUUUUGUAUUUUACAGGAAUUUGACGAAAUCAGAAUGAUAUCCUACUUCUUAAGAAAUAUCUAAUGAAACAAGAUAUUGUGAUGUGAUCAAUUUAAUAUUUGGCCUAUCAAAACAGUGAUAAUUCCGUGACUAGUAAAGGUUCCAUGGCAAAAACAGACACGGGCCUGUCUUUCCAGUUUAAUAACUGUUAUUAGCUUGUAUAUUGUUUAUAUUUAUUCGGACCAUUUGGACCAUCACCCUAGUAAAUUGGAAAGUUGUGUUUCGAUCCUUGUCAUUGGUGCGAAACAUUUUAUUCCAUACGAUAAUUUAAUUCAUGUUUACCAGCAUGGGAUCAAUUAAACUACGUAAAUCAAACACUGACUUAUCCGUUGUUGUUUCGUAAGUUUUAAAUAGG
Lingula anatina is the source of this 1932-nucleotide messenger RNA. Its product is annotated as FMRFamide receptor. NCBI's taxonomy places the organism in Eukaryota, Metazoa, Brachiopoda, Lingulata, Lingulida, Lingulidae. The record is from RefSeq and is a predicted model, not a curated record. Gene Ontology annotation, molecular function: G protein-coupled receptor activity. Gene Ontology annotation, cellular component: membrane. Gene Ontology annotation, biological process: G protein-coupled receptor signaling pathway.